CUUGGACCAAAAGAGGAUUCAAACGUGUUUAUGACUUUAGAGUAGAACCGUCGCAUUCAGUCAGUCAAUGGGCUCGGGCGCAUUGCGAUAACCGGCCUCAUUGUGUUCGCUUCAGGCUGGGAAGCAAAACAGAGAGAGAUUCGGUCCCGAAGAUCGCCCAAAAACAAAGGUGUGUCCAUCUGAAAGACAUUCAUUGUCAAAAAAGGACAGGACACGCGCAAAAGAGCGAGCUCGUCGCUGGGAACAAUGAUGCUGAUUGAAGUUCUGGUGUUAUGAGCAAGGCGCGCGGAUUGUUGGAAACCCAUUUGAUGCGUCACUUAUAGUUGUGAUCGUUCUUCAUCAGAUUAGAGUGUGCAGUGCGGAUUCCUCGCGCGCUCACCAAAUCAUUCCAAACGCGGCGUUUCUAUUAUUCCCGUGAGCGGUUCCUAGAUCCACAACGAUGAAUUACCAAUCGAGCGUCCCGGUCUCGGUGUCAGUGUCCGGGAUCUCUCAGCAGUCCCAGCCCUCCAUGCCCACCCCGGGUACGGUACCGGCACCGGUGCCAGUUCCCCCUGCUCAGUUCGGAUCCGGAUCGUCCGGGAGCUCCGGGGCGGGUCAGUUUGGCUCGGGAACUGUAUCGGGCCCUGCAGCGCAGUCCGGCGCGUCGGGCUCCCAGUUCGUAUUGUCCAACUCAGCAGCCAUCAGAGCCGAGAUCCAUCGGUUCGAGUCCGUCCACCCGAACAUUUAUGCAAUAUACGACCUGAUCGAGCGCAUCGAUGACAUGGCCCUCCAGAACCAGAUCCGCGAGCAUGUGAUCUCUAUUGAAGCCACAGUUUGUCACAGAGUUCAAAGGCCAGUAGGAUCCCAGUGACAAGAUGUUGCAUGCUUGUUCUUCAAGCAAGAGCAGGACGCUGGCGGCACACUUGGAAAAAUUGCACCUCACCUGAUGAAUAAAGACCCCUGCCUCUGUAACUCGUGGCAAGGCUGUUCGAUUAAAACCAAAUGCUUGGAUCCUCGGCCAUCACUUACUUUAAAUGAAUGCUUCAGGUUCAAUACGAGUUAAACUCAAUUGGCAGCAUUUGUACCAUAAAGUCGAUUUUCCACUGGAAUAAUUACCUUAGACUCGUACUUACAGUGAAAUUGAAAAGGGUUCAAAAGCAGGAAUGUGGAUCUUGUAA
Messenger RNA from Cyprinus carpio (common carp), 1157 nucleotides. RefSeq lists its product as uncharacterized. The record is from RefSeq and is a predicted model, not a curated record. Lineage: Eukaryota; Metazoa; Chordata; Actinopteri; Cypriniformes; Cyprinidae.